AUGGCAGCGACACAGGUGUCCAGUGUGACGGCAACAACACCGCCAGGUGCCAGCGAGCGACUUAGCGCACUGCAUGAUAACCUGCGGCGUGUUCGACACCUCAUGCAGCAAUACGAGGAGGCCUCGCAGCGCGUCAUCGAGGUACACCUAAUCCCCUCCCCCGAGAUGGGUGAGCCGAUGUUCGCGCCAGUAACUACGCCGACUGCGCAUGCCGACGAAGACGGGAGGGUUAUCUCGCAGCAGCAUAGCUCAAGCUGCACAGACGUUGCCAGCAGUGGCGACAGUAGCGCCCCUCUCUGUGGCAACGGCAAGCAGGGUGUAGAGCAGCAGAAGGCCUCCCCGUCCCUGCACCAGCACCGAGCACUCGCCAGCGACGCCGUUUUCACGCGCUUCUGCGGGUUGCGCGUUACUCCUGCUGAGCUGCUCUUGCCACUUCAGUCACCAGCAAACCUGAACAUCCCAGCUGCACCACCCGCGCUGCGAGGCAUCGACGACCACGACGUGGACAGGGAAAACUGGAGUGAGGACAACGUGGAGAGUCGCGACGCCGAGUCUGUGAAGAGGUGUGGUAGCGACAACAACUCCCGCAGCGGUCAGACGGCGGGUAGCGUGAACGCCAACGUCAAGCACGACUCAGCCGCCGGAAGCCCAAGAGACAUCCUCUCAUUUGGCAUGGCGCAGCGGCGGCAGCGCACGAACGUCGAGACCGUUCUGGAGGCGUACGCAAAGCUUUUCUACAACCCCUCCCCAUCGACGCCAGCUGCUGGCGCUGGAGCGGUGCGAGAGCUGCAGGACACACAGCACCAGUUGGCUGCCAUGCAGCGGUGCCGUCUGUUCGGCCACGAAGCACAACUGAGGGCGGCGGCGGCUAAUAAUCAGGGCAAUGGCAACGACAUCAGCACCACCACUAGCAGAGUAGAAACUGGCGGGGUGGCAACGAUCGGGGUGCAAGUCGCCGAGAUCAGGUGGCAGCAUAUCCCUAUCGCUGUUCAGAACAUGCAAGACAGCCUCGCUGCGCUGCAGGACCGUUUUACGCGUGGCUCUCACUACGCCUGCUGCGGCAGCCAGCCAAUGGCCCUCGUACGUCAGCUGCAUACCUGGACGCAGCCACUGCUCUGGCAGCUGAACAAUCUUCUCUCGAACCCCACGUUGGAGGAGGUAGACGAAAGCACGCGCGAGAGGCUGCGACGCAUGAAGUUUGAUGCAGAGGAGAUGCAGCAGGCACAGGCACAGGCCAUCGCGAACGGCGAUAUGCAGCGCUCAGAGGAACUCUACUACGAGCAGGCGUCACUGGCUGAGGCGAUGGCGGGGCCAUACGACGAGAUGGAGGCGUCAAUGCUGAGGUACAGAGAGAGGUGUGUCGACGCACCGCUGACGGGCUUUCUAGAGCAGCGCGAUCUGCUGACAACGCAGCUGACGCACAUGAUCGAGGAGAACACGAGCAAACUCUCAGAGGUCGCGCUGGAUGUGGAGCGGGUGAAGGAGAAGCGGCGAACCGUGGCACAGGCGCGUCACCGACAGCGCAACAGCAUGUCAACAUACCACCACUCAUGGAAGAAGGCCUGGCAGACGAACACCGAUCAGCAGAUGGCGUGCUACCGUGCGGUGGCACAGCUGGAGAAGCAGCUGAGCGACCUGCAGGAGGCCCAAUGCUUCCUCGUAGACGACUGGAUUAGCCGUGUUGCCCAGGAGCGGCAGAGGGAGGAGGACGCGGCGGCCUUUGCCUGCUUUGCAAAUGCCCGGUCAGCCGCCCUCGCCGAAACGCAGCGCAACCUGCAGGCGGUUGUCGAAGGCGUUCGUCAAUACAGUGGGGCUGUGCAGUUUAGCUGCCAUCACGUCGAGGCCUUCGUCUGCGAGGUACUACAAGGCCACCUCAGCGAGUCUCAGCUAGCACUUCGCAAGGACCGACUGGAGCAGUUCCGCGCCCUCUACCUCACCCUCGGAGACCUGCACUUCAAGAAGGCGCGCAAUGCCGAAGAAAUCCAGAAGAAGAUUGAGUACUACACACUGCAGCAGGAGAUUGCCAUGGACGUGCUAAACCCGAAGGCAAAGGAGUUCAGCCAAGCAAAGCAGCGAUGGGAGGCCGCGAAGGCUGAGGCGCUACUGGAGCUCGGCCAGCUCGACCAGCGCAUUCGACUGCAGCUGAAGGGCUUUCGGCCGACGGAGCAGCUGCUUCGCCAAGCUGGUGUGGACUUUGUGUCCCCCGAGGAGGACCUCUCCAGACGUACACAGCAGCGCUCGCAGAAGUUACUCGAGUACCGGCAGCUGAUAGAGGAGGGCAUUGGCGCACGGCCGACCACGACCGCCUCGAGCGCCGCCUCAUUUACCCCACCGAUGCUCACCACCCUAGGAGCCAUUGCACCUUCAGCAGUGACAGGCUCCUGUCCUCGCACCAGAAGUUCCAAGGGCCUCCUCGGCACAGAGACGACAUUGCCGCCGAGACCGUGGGCUGCCGGAUCGCCGCACCCCCACCCACGGCCGCCGACCACGGCGGGAGGGCUCCACCCCAGCUCCACCACCCCCGGGGCCCUUGGAGAGAAGAACGGCUGCCAACUGCCCCCACUGCGCAGUAUGAGCCGUACCUACCCACCAUUGCAAUGCAGAGGCGACGACGACAAACCGCUGGCGGCAUCCUCGCCGCAUGGCGCGAAGCCGAUUUUCACGGCCACCGCCGUCGCAGCGGCCGCCGCCACACCAGCCUUUCUAUCGAGCCUGCACUCGACGGAAGAGCGCAUCGUGCAGGGCAUCUCUAAGCAAAGGCUGGUCGCGCGCCUCAGGACUGGCACCAACAGAAGCCCACUUUCAACGAGCCGCAAGGCAAACAAGCGAUGA
Leishmania braziliensis MHOM/BR/75/M2904 is the source of this 2832-nucleotide messenger RNA. Its product is annotated as putative paraflagellar rod protein. Gene Ontology annotation, cellular component: motile cilium. The transcript has a single exon. Gene Ontology annotation, molecular function: calmodulin binding. The record is from RefSeq and is a predicted model, not a curated record. Bases 1 to 2832 code for a protein of 943 amino acids. Lineage: Eukaryota; Euglenozoa; Kinetoplastea; Trypanosomatida; Trypanosomatidae.